AUGGCCGCCAUGUCGUCCCACAAGCUUGCUGCGUACAAGCCAGCAGUUGAAGUCGAUGGGUCAGACGGCUGCCCGGUCCCACUAUCCGAGCUCAAAGAGCCAUUGGUUCUCAAGGGUGCCUUGAGGGCCUGUACCUGGCCUGCGCUGCGCUGGGGCACGGGCCUGCAGGCCUUGAAGAACGAGCUUGGAGAUCGCUUGGUGUCUUUGCGAUUUGGCCCACGCUCGUGCUUGGGACAACGGACAUCCUGGGAGGGCCAGUGCGAGCGCCUUUCUGACAUUCGGCUGGGUGAGUUUUGCGCCUGGUUGAGCGGGGAGGAGGUUGGGUCCAUUCCCUUCGAUGCAUCCUCUUCAUGGGGUUAUUGUGCCUAUCAGCACUUUGAGGCAAUGUUCAAAGACAUCGCAGACAGCAAUCGUGCUGCUGCAGACUUCAGCCGACUUUUGCCGAAGGAGAAGUUUCCGAUCUCUGUGCCAGGCGCCCCGACGCUAUGGCUGGGCAGCCAGGGUGCCCGCACGCCGUGCCAUCAAGAUGCAUAUGGGCACAACCUUGUCGCGCAGAUGGCUGGGGAAAAGCUCUGGCUCCUUUUUCCGCCAAGCAGUACCUGGCUAGGCCCACAUCGCCUUCCAUAUGAGGACUCCUCUACCUUCACGGAUGUGGAUCCCUUCAUUGAGCUGCCCCCGGGGUGCAGCGGCGUGGUCGUUGCGCUGAAACCUGGUGACGUGCUGGCCGUUCCACAGCAUUGGUUCCAUGCAGUCGAGUGCACGUCGGACUGGUCUCUGUCUUUAAAUCAGUGGCUUCACGCCAAAGGAGACGAAGCGCAGCGAGUCCAUGAAGCCGUGGCGCGAUGCCUGGCGACGCCGCUAGUGGAAUGCAGGUUUGAGGAGUGGUGGCUGAACCCAGACGAGGAGCUGCUCGACACAGUUGACAAUGUCGACUACUUGGCAUCUGCGCUCAAGGCAGCUUCUGAUGAUCAUGAGGAUGUCACGCCUGAAGCGGUCCAAGCAGCACUUCUCCGUGCGGCGACACAUCCGGAGGUGCCCAGCACAGUGACAUGUCACAUUGAAACCUCCAGCUCUUCGCAUGAUCCGUGA
Molecule: messenger RNA, 1089 nt
Organism: Symbiodinium natans
Lineage: Eukaryota; Dinophyceae; Suessiales; Symbiodiniaceae
Source: the annotation of a GenBank genome assembly